Messenger RNA from Dibothriocephalus latus, 1188 nucleotides. Lineage: Eukaryota; Metazoa; Platyhelminthes; Cestoda; Diphyllobothriidea; Diphyllobothriidae. The record is from the annotation of a GenBank genome assembly.
GCCUCUUCUCGUGAGUUCUCGCUUGUACCCACCGAGCAGCUGGAUGCCACACAGCCGCAAGAGAUGAAGAUUUUGGUACACAUCGAGUUUACCACCUUCUCCGCGAGCGCAGAGGAUGAAGGUGAAUCACCAAUGCGGCAGGCGAUCAAGGGGGAAACACCAAAGUCCAUCGAACCGGUCACUUCGGGACAAACCGCACCCCGGGAUGACACCAUGCUGAUGAGUCCUCAGAAAACCGUCAGUACCCUUUCGGAACAGGCUGUGGAAGAGGUGAUCUAUGAGGAACCGCAACAGGCCGCUGAAGACGUGAGCGCCACAGAGACCCAUGCGGACUUUGAGACAGAGAGACAGAUGACGGAAGUGGACAGGAAUCAGGUUCCAGUUCUGGACUUAACGAAAACGGAAGAGGUGGAUAAUGACGAUGGUGUCAUGGUAACCGCAGACCCAAUAACAGGCGACAUCGAUAUAAGUAUGCGCGGAGGUGCUUUGAAUCCGGAGGAUGACCUCGAUAUUGCCAUCAUAAAUGGUGCGGAAAGCGGCCAAAUGGGUAUACGUAUCCGGGAGGGUUCCCGAGCGGGCUCACCGGCCACCGAAUUUGACAUUGUUAUCAAUACGGAGACGCUAGGUUAUUCGGCGCCGGCAAGGGAGGAGGAGGCGGCUCUCAUUUCGUCGACACCGGUUGAAAGUGUGCAAGUCAUGUCGGAGAGCGAGGCGCCGAUGAAAGUCGGGGCGGAUAUGGCCCUAACGAUGAGCUCUACCACGGAAGAAGUAGAGCCCGCGGACGUUGAGUUUCUGCAUCAGCCCACGCCACACGGUGCCUUGAGCGAAGUUGACAUGCAAAUUAAUGAGACUACAGGGGUCCUGCAGGUACGAAUGUCAGAGAUGCAGACCUCUGAGGUAGAAGAUAGUAAGGAGAUAACUAUUGACCUGAUGGUGGUUGAGUCGGGACCGCAAGCUCAGGUGCAGCAUAUGGUCCGGGUGGAGACAGCAGAAAUAGACUUGGAAAUCAUUGAGCAGAUUAUUGAGACUGGCGAGGAGGUUGUCUAUGAGAGGGUAAGUAACAUUGGCACGCCCGAUGGUGCCCUCUUCCAGACCAAGGAAAGUGUCCGCAUACAGUCGCAUCAGGAUGACGAAGUGGUCCUCUCCAUCGUCUCGGAGUCGGGUGUCGGUGAAGUCGGACCCACAGAC